AUGCCUGCUAAUUCUGCCGCGGAUACGAUCCGUAUCAUGGUCUCAACUGACAACCAUGUCGGAUACGGAGAACGUGAUCCAAAUCGCGGCGAUGACUCCUGGACCACUUUCGACGAGAUCAUGACAAUAGCACGAGAACGAGAUGUCGACAUGGUGCUUCUGGCUGGUGACUUGUUUCACGACAACAAACCAUCUCGCAAGGCCAUGUAUCAUGUCAUGUCGUCUCUUCGCAAGAAUUGUUUCGGCGAGAAACCCUGUGAGCUCGAGAUGCUCAGCGAUGCCUCGGAAGCCUUCCAGGGCGCCUUCAACCACGUCAACUACGAAGAUCCCGACAUCAACGUUGCAAUUCCAGUCUUCUCAAUCCAUGGAAACCAUGAUGAUCCUACUGGAGACGGUCACCUGGCAUCCUUGGAUCUACUGCAAAUGGCUGGCAUGGUCAACUACUACGGCCGCACUCCCGAAUCCGACAACAUCGUCAUCAAACCUGUGCUACUACAGAAAGGUCGAACCAAGCUUGCACUGUACGGCAUGAGCAAUGUUCGUGACGAGCGUAUGUUCCGCACCUUCAGAGACCAGAAAGUCAAGUUCUACCAACCCGGCACACAGACAGGAGAUUGGUUCAACCUCAUGAGCGUUCACCAAAACCACCACGCAUACACCGAGACUGGCUAUCUCCCCGAGAAUUUCCUUCCUUCUUUCAUGGACCUGGUUAUCUGGGGACAUGAGCAUGAAUGUCUGAUCAAUCCUCGAUACAAUCCGGAACAGACCUUCCAUGUCAUGCAGCCUGGUUCAUCAGUCGCCACAUCUCUUAUGCCAGGCGAAGCUGUACCAAAGCAUGUCGCGAUCCUCAGCAUUACUGGCAAAGAGUUCAAGUCUGAACCGAUCCGUCUCAAGACCGUCCGGCCUUUCGUGAUGAGGGAGAUCAGUCUGCAAGAUGAUGCUCAUAUGAGGAAGAUUGCCAUGAAGGACGACAAUCGCGCCGAAAUUACUCGCUAUCUUACAACAGUUGUCGAAGACAUGAUCAGAGAAGCUCGCCAAACCUGGCGCGAAGCUCAGGAAGGAGACAUUGACGAGCAUCAGAAACCCGAAUUGCCUUUGAUUCGUCUUCGCGUUGAGUACUCCGCUCCUGAAGGAGGUCGCUUUGACUGCGAGAACCCCCAACGCUUCUCCAACCGCUUCUUGGAAAAAGUGGCAAACGUCAACGAUGUAGUCCAGUUCCAUCGCAAGAAGACUGGCACUAGCAGGAAGAAAGAGCAGCCCGACAUGCCCGAAGAAGCCGUCCUGCAACAGCUUACUCUAGACACUGUCAAGGUGGAGAAGCUUGUCAAGGAGUUCCUCACAGCCCAGUCGCUCACAAUCCUUCCUCAGAAUGCAUUUGGCGAUGCCGUCAGUCAGUUUGUCAACAAAGACGACAAGCACGCUAUGGAAGCUUUCGUGAAUGACAGUCUUGCAAGUCAGUUGAAGCAUCUUCUGGGUGACGCAAGUGUAGAAGACGAAGACAUGGCUGAGGCCAUGGAGGAGUCAAGACGAAACUGGAAGAGUCUUGGGCACAGGCGUGUUGCGUCACCUCCAAAGCGCAAGGCACCUGCUCGCAGCACGGCAGCAAAAGCCAAACAGACGAUUCUGAACUUCUCUCAGACCCCUGCGCCAUCGCAAACACGUAGCACUGCAACUCGUGCUGGACGGAAAACCGCAGGACCUAGUGAGGAUGAGAUUUCUGAUGACGACGAUGCUUUCGAACCUCCUCCCACAGCAUCUCGUUCUGCAGCGCGUCGUAAGUUUUAA
Messenger RNA from Aureobasidium vineae, 1785 nucleotides. The record is from the annotation of a GenBank genome assembly. NCBI's taxonomy places the organism in Eukaryota, Fungi, Ascomycota, Dothideomycetes, Dothideales, Saccotheciaceae.